GGUUUCUCUGUCUCAGUUUCAAAGAGCCGCAGCUUGCUCAAGAGUUAGACCAUCUUCGCCCUCACAACCAUGACUAAGCGAACAAAGAAGGCUGGAAUCGUCGGAAAGUAUGGUACUCGUUAUGGUGCCAGUUUGCGGAAGCAAAUUAAGAAGAUGGAGGUUAGUCAGCAUAGCAAAUAUUUCUGCGAAUUUUGCGGGAAGUAUGCAGUGAAGAGGAAAGCUGUGGGAAUUUGGGGCUGCAAGGACUGUGGGAAAGUAAAAGCAGGCGGUGCCUACACUUUGAACACUGCUAGCGCUGUGACAGUGAGGAGCACAAUCCGGAGGUUGAGGGAGCAAACUGAAAGUUGAGCUACCAUUGCUUACUUCUUAGAAUAUAUGCUUAUUAGUCUUUGAUAUUGCUUUUUUGAAUAUGCAAAAAAACUAUUUGGUGUUUACUUGAAAUUGCUGCAGUUAUUUUGACUUGCUAAGUUUAUAGGUAACAUCUGUUUGUUUCCGGUCAAUGAAAGUUUUCACUGUAGGAUUUGCUCAGAUAUUUUCAUUUAAAUUCCUCUGUGAAACAUUGUUUAGUUGAUUAAACUGUGGUUUGCUCAACAAUUUUUACCCUUAACUACUAGUAUGAUACUUUAUUCUGGGAA
Messenger RNA from Pistacia vera, 635 nucleotides. RefSeq names its product 60S ribosomal protein L37a. Gene Ontology annotation, cellular component: ribosome. Lineage: Eukaryota; Viridiplantae; Streptophyta; Magnoliopsida; Sapindales; Anacardiaceae. Gene Ontology annotation, biological process: translation. Gene Ontology annotation, molecular function: structural constituent of ribosome. The record is from RefSeq and is a predicted model, not a curated record. The coding region runs from base 70 to 348 and encodes 92 amino acids. The transcript is spliced from 5 exons.